Callithrix jacchus (white-tufted-ear marmoset) is the source of this 1269-nucleotide messenger RNA. RefSeq names its product dynein axonemal assembly factor 19 (gene DNAAF19). Gene Ontology annotation, cellular component: outer dynein arm. Gene Ontology annotation, biological process: inner dynein arm assembly; epithelial cilium movement involved in extracellular fluid movement; determination of left/right symmetry. The record is from RefSeq and is a predicted model, not a curated record. NCBI's taxonomy places the organism in Eukaryota, Metazoa, Chordata, Mammalia, Primates, Cebidae.
AGUUGCUGGGCAGCCACAGCUGCGGGGCGUGGUCUGUGCUGGGCUGCUCUACUGUUCUGGCUUAUCAGGGAAUCCCCAAACAAAGCAGGGCGACCAAGGCCGGGGCUGUUGGGGUGAAGGUCCGGGAGGCUGAGUAAGGGGGCGGAAGGGUUAGUUUUACUUAUUAAAUGUCUGGGAAGGGUUGAGAACUGGACACCUGAGUUCGGUUACUGACCAGCCCAGCCCCUUCUUGGCGUUCAGAUUCCUCACUUUGGGGUAGGGUGGCUAUGGGAUUAGUUGAGGACCUCCUGCUUCCUUGCGCUGGAACUGUUCGUGAUGACUGCCACAAAAUCUAGCUCAACUCACCAGGAAUCUGCAGUUCAGAGAGGUCCCACAAGCACAGGCCAUGGAAAGGAACGACACCAUCGACUUCAAGGCUCUGGAGAAAGAGCUGCAGGCUGCACUCACUGCUGAUGAGAAGUACAAACGGGAGAAUGCUGCCAAGUUACGCGCAGUGGAACAGAGGGUGGCUUCCUAUGAGGAGUUCAGGGGUAUUGUCCUUGCAUCCCAUCUGAAGCCACUGGAGCAGAAGGAUAAGAUGGGAGGAAAGAGAACUGUGCCCUGGAACUGUCACACUAUUCAGGGAAGGACUUUCCAGGAUGUGGCCACUGAAAUCUCCCCGGAGAAAACCCCCCUCCAGCCCGAGACCUCUGCUGACUUCUACCGUGAUUGGCGACAACGUUUACGGAGCGGGCCAGAGCGCUACCAGGCUCUGCUGCAGCUCGGGGGUCCAAAGCUGGGCCGCCUCUUCCAGGCAGAUGUGGGGUUUGGGCUUCUCGGGGAGCUGCUGGUGGCACUGGCUGAUCACAUGGGACCAGCUGAUCGGGCAGCAGUGCUGGGGAUCCUACGCAGCCUGGCGACCACCGGGCGCUUCACCCUGAACCUGAGCCUGCUGAGCCACGUGGAGAGAGAGAAAUGCAAGGGCUUGUUUCAGAAGCUGCAAACCAUGGGCACCCCCAGACCCAUGAAGGAGGGGCUCAGCUGGGAGGAGCAGGGUCCGGAGGAGCAUUCUGGUAGGCUUCAGGAGGAGGAGAGGCUCCUGCAGGAGCUGCUGGGGCUGUACCAGGUUAACUGAUGUGACCAGGUCCCCUCAGAGGUCCUGGUGGUCACGGGAGGCAGUUUUUUGGUUGUUGUCUUGGGGUCUGCAGGACCGUAGUAAGAAACCCACACUUAGUUCCUGUCUCAACUUGGAAUUUUCAAAGUAAAAACAGGAAUCAAUUUUCCCACUUC